AUGUCGUCUCAGCAUAGAUCCUCCAUCGCUUCUCGAUCAGAUAAUCACCAUCGUUCUCAUGCAGAACCGGAUGGAUCUGGUCUCCACCGGCCUCGUACGAUCACAAAACACUAUCCCGGUGAUGAAGACGGAUGUCAGGAUUCUGGAUUGUGGAAAGCACCGAGUAACGAAGAGGACCGGCACGUGCCCACAGUCGCAGACCAAAGGAGGGUCCCCGACCAGUCCGAAUGUCUUGAUCAGCUGCUCGACCAUGGAGCCACGAGAAGAAGAACCAGAGACCGUUCGUCGCGGCGAACCAUUCCUGAGGAGGAGGACCGACGAUCGAGCGAGACCAUGCAGAAGGAAAUGUCCGACGACGAGAAACCGAAACGUCUAUCCUGGAGGCAGCGGUUAAAACAUGUCACUUGGGCAUGGUUUACAAUGACCAUGGCUACUGGAGGAAUUGCCAAUGUGCUUCACCGCGUGCCCUACCGGUUCCACGGUCUCUACACGAUCGGCGUCAUAUUCUUCCUGCUCAACAUCGUCUUCUACAUCCUCAUCUGGGCCAUGAUGAUCGCCCGCUUCACGCUGUACCCCUGGACCUUCCGGGCCAGUCUGACGCAUCCGACCGAGUCACUCUUUGUGCCAGCAUUCGCCGUGUCGUUUGGCACGAUCUUGAUCAACAUCGUCGAAUACGGCGCCGGACGGGUGGGCGAAUGGCUGACCCACGCCGUGCUGGUUCUUUUCUGGCUGGACGCCGCCAUCGCCGUGGUUCUCAGUAUCGCCAUCUACCUGAUCCUCUGGUCGACCUUGACCUUCACGAUCGCCCGCAUGACGCCCAUCUGGAUAUUCCCAGCCUACCCGCUCCUGAUCGUCGGCCCGCACGCCGCCAACCUGUCCGGAGAAGCGCUGAGUCCGCAUCAAGCGAUCCGCGUCAUCGUGGGCGGCUUCACAAUCCAAGGCAUCGGCUUUCUCGUCUCGCUGACCAUCUACUCCGCCUUCGUCUACCGACUCAUGACCCAGAAGCUGCCGGCGGAACCUCUCCGGCCGGGCAUGUUCGUGUCCGUCGGCCCCUCGGCCUUCACGGUCAGCGGCACCAUCGGCAUGGCCAACAACCUGCACCGCGUGAUCGCCUCGACCCCGGGGGCGAUGUUCAUGGAUGUCCCCGGGGCGCUGGCCGCGCAAAUCCUACGGCUGGUCGCGAACUGGGCGUGUCUCUGGCUGUGGGGCUUGGCUUGGUGGUUCUUCUUCGUCAGUCUGGUCUCCAACGUCGAUUGUCUGCGCCACAAGCAUCGCAUGCCCUUUGCAAUGACUUGGUUUAGCUUCGUCUUUCCGCAGACCGCCCUGACCACCGCCACGUUUGCCGUCGCCGAAGCCUUCGACGUGCCUGCCAUCCGCAUCAUCGGCUGUGUCAUGACGUGUCUGCUGGUGCUGGUCUGGCUGCUUGUCAUUGCGUUCAUGGUCCGUGCUUUGGUCCAGAAACAGCUCCUCUGGCCGGAGAAGGGCGAGGACAAGACCGAGGGCGGCUUCAAGGCGCCAGACAAGGAGGCCGUGCUUGUGCCUACGGCCAUUGGGCGUGAGGAGGGUUUUGGAACAAGCGCUGCCGUCGCCGAGGAGAAUAGAAGGAUGAACUUUGCUAAUGUCGACGAUGAUGAUAAGGAGAAGAAUGUUUGA
This is a messenger RNA of Capronia coronata CBS 617.96, 1653 nucleotides long. RefSeq lists its product as uncharacterized. NCBI's taxonomy places the organism in Eukaryota, Fungi, Ascomycota, Eurotiomycetes, Chaetothyriales, Herpotrichiellaceae. The record is from RefSeq and is a predicted model, not a curated record. The transcript is spliced from 2 exons. Gene Ontology annotation, molecular function: malate transmembrane transporter activity. Gene Ontology annotation, biological process: malate transmembrane transport. The coding region runs from base 1 to 1653 and encodes 550 amino acids. Gene Ontology annotation, cellular component: membrane.